Messenger RNA from Lagenorhynchus albirostris (white-beaked dolphin), 1275 nucleotides. RefSeq names its product potassium inwardly rectifying channel subfamily J member 6 (gene KCNJ6). The transcript has 3 exons. Bases 1 to 1275 code for a protein of 424 amino acids. Gene Ontology annotation, biological process: regulation of monoatomic ion transmembrane transport; potassium ion import across plasma membrane. The record is from RefSeq and is a predicted model, not a curated record. Gene Ontology annotation, cellular component: plasma membrane. Lineage: Eukaryota; Metazoa; Chordata; Mammalia; Artiodactyla; Delphinidae. Gene Ontology annotation, molecular function: G-protein activated inward rectifier potassium channel activity.
AUGACCAGGAGCCCACAGUUGCUGAGUGCUAACGUCCUGGAGGGUGACUCCAUGGACCAGGAUGUCGAGAGCCCUGUGGCCAUUCACCAGCCAAAGUUGCCUAAGCAGGCCAGGGACGACCUGCCAAGACACAUCAGCCGAGACCGGACCAAAAGGAAAAUCCAGAGGUAUGUGCGGAAAGAUGGAAAGUGCAACGUCCACCAUGGCAACGUGAGGGAGACCUAUCGCUACCUGACCGAUAUCUUCACCACCUUAGUAGACCUCAAGUGGAGAUUCAACCUGUUGAUUUUCGUCAUGGUUUACACAGUGACAUGGCUCUUUUUUGGAAUGAUCUGGUGGCUAAUUGCAUACAUCCGAGGAGACAUGGACCACAUAGAGGACCCUUCAUGGACUCCUUGCGUCACCAACCUCAAUGGGUUCGUCUCUGCUUUUUUAUUCUCCAUAGAGACAGAAACCACCAUUGGUUAUGGCUAUCGGGUCAUCACGGACAAGUGCCCAGAGGGAAUUAUUCUCCUCUUAAUCCAAUCUGUUUUGGGGUCCAUUGUCAAUGCAUUCAUGGUGGGAUGCAUGUUUGUAAAAAUAUCUCAACCCAAGAAGAGGGCAGAGACCCUGGUUUUUUCCACCCAUGCGGUGAUUUCCAUGAGGGAUGGGAAACUGUGCCUGAUGUUUCGCGUAGGGGAUCUGAGGAAUUCCCACAUCGUGGAGGCUUCCAUCAGAGCUAAGUUGAUCAAAUCCAAACAGACCUCAGAGGGGGAGUUCAUCCCCUUGAACCAGACGGAUAUCAACGUAGGGUAUUACACUGGCGAUGACCGUCUCUUUCUGGUGUCACCACUCAUCAUUAGCCAUGAAAUUAACCAACAGAGUCCUUUCUGGGAGAUCUCCAAAGCCCAGCUGCCCAAAGAGGAACUGGAAAUCGUAGUCAUCCUAGAAGGCAUGGUGGAAGCUACAGGGAUGACAUGCCAAGCUCGAAGCUCCUACAUCACUAGUGAGAUCCUCUGGGGGUACCGGUUCACCCCUGUUCUGACGCUGGAGGACGGGUUCUACGAAGUCGACUACAACAGCUUCCACGAGACCUACGAGACCAGCACCCCAUCUCUCAGUGCCAAAGAGCUGGCCGAGUUAGCCAGCAGGGCUGAGCUGCCCCUGAGCUGGUCCGUCUCCAGCAAACUCAACCAACACGCAGAACUGGAGACUGAGGAGGAAGAAAAGAACCCUGAGGAGCAGACGGAGAGGAAUGGUGAUGUGGCGAAUCUAGAGAACGAAUCCAAAGUUUAG